This is a messenger RNA of Fusarium falciforme, 6762 nucleotides long. RefSeq lists its product as hypothetical. The coding region runs from base 1 to 6762 and encodes 2253 amino acids. Gene Ontology annotation, molecular function: protein binding; ATP hydrolysis activity; phosphatidylinositol-4,5-bisphosphate phospholipase C activity. The record is from RefSeq and is a predicted model, not a curated record. The transcript is spliced from 3 exons. NCBI's taxonomy places the organism in Eukaryota, Fungi, Ascomycota, Sordariomycetes, Hypocreales, Nectriaceae. Gene Ontology annotation, biological process: lipid metabolic process; intracellular signal transduction.
AUGGCUGAGCCUCUGUCAUUGGCAGCCAGCAUCGCUGGACUCAUAUCCCUGGCCGAUGUCACCUUCAAGCAUGUUUACAAGUUCACAAAAGCUGCCAAGGACGCCAAGGACGAGGUACAGACCAUCGCCGAUCAGCUCAAUGACCUCGCCCGCGUGCUGCGCGUGCUUGAGGCUCUUGCCGAGAGCCUGGAGGCCGAUGGAGAGGGUUUCGACCCAGCCCUAAGAAACCAUUACUUGGGACAUUGUCAAAAAACACUUGAAAAGGUCCAGAAAAGGGUCAGCAAGGCCCUCGACAGCUUCAACAGUGGAUCAAGGUCAAAGAGCCUUGGCCGGCAACUCAAAUGGCCCUUUUCCGCCUCAGAAACAACAGCUCUUCUCAAUGAGAUCUCCAGUCACAAGACCACCAUCAACCUCGCGUUAUCUGCAGACUCGAUGCGGAAACUGCAGCUUUCGUUGUCAAAAACCGGCGAGUUGAGCAAGCAGGUUACAACGAUUGAGGAGACGGUAAAGAGGAUCGAGAUCAACACCUUGAUUGAGGUGGACCGCAAGAAGCAACACAUCCUUGACUUCUUCAUGGCCGUUAAUCCACAGCCAAAUCUGGAAACCAGUGUCAAACUUCGACAUGCCUUGACAGGGCUGUGGCUGACUGAGUCUCCCGCCUUUGAGCAUUGGCUCCAUACGCCUGGCUCUAGGCUCUGGCUGACUGGUAUACCGGGAGCUGGCAAGACGGUUCUUGCGGGCUCAGUCAUCCAGGAGGCACUAACACGCAGUCAUGAUGCUCCUGGGACGGGCGCCGCUUUCUUCUUCUGUGACUACAAGAAUCCAUCGACUUGGAAAACGACUAAUAUCCUUGGCGCUAUUGCGUCUCAGCUCGCCCGCCAGAAAGAAGAGGCCUUUGCAACCCUUUGCGAGUACUAUGACGAACUUCAUCCACCCCAGGGUCUCCCAAGAACGCCUGAUAGUGACGAGCUUCGGGCUAGGAUUAGUCAAAUGUCGGAACACUUUGGCCAGACACUUAUGGUCAUCGAUGGACUUGACGAGUGUGGUGAUGAAACAGAAGACGUCGUUGAAAUGUUGCGGGAGAUGGCAGACUACUCUGAAAGGGUGUCAAUGGCCCUCUUCAGCCGUGACCACUUCAACAUCCGUAUUCGUCUGGAUGAAGACUUUGAAGUCGUUCAUAUCGCCGCGCAUACCGAAGACGUACGGAUGUUUGUCGGAGCCGAGCUGGAGAAUAGGAUCAAAACCAGACGACUACAGCUCAAUGACAUAAGUAUGAAGUCUGAGAUCGCUGACAUCCUCGUCAACCGAGCCAAGGGCAUGUUUCGAUGGGUAGUCUGCCAGCUGGACUAUCUUUGCGACUGUGCUCAUGAUGAAGAGCGACGAGAAGCCCUGGAGAAGCUCCCUCCGGACCUGCCUGAGAGCUACCGUCGACUACUCGAGAGGAUCAGCAGAGCCUCUGAUACAGUUCAAUCCAUGGUUCACAUGUGUCUCAGCUUCAUUGCCUUUGCUGAGCCAAGUUUGACUAUUCUGCAGCUGCGCCAGGCGGUUUCGACACCUCCCACUCUGGGCGCAGCUCUGACUGAGAGAAACAUGGUAACCGAGGAGGAGAUUUUGAGGAGAUGCAGCAGUCUCAUCCGGAAAUCCCAAGACGGCAACCGCCUGGAAUUCGCUCACUUUACUGUCCAGGAGUUCCUCGAGAACAGGGCGGCAUUGGGUAAUAGUCCUGGCAUCGACAGAUACGUUAUCUCGAAGCAGAGCUCCGACUUGCUCCUGGCUACCCAAUGCCUGAGAUUUCUGCAGCUGAAGAACUUUGAAACGGAGCUCAUAGAGGGCGAUACGAAGCACCACUUGAAUGGUGACGACCUGAUCCAGAUGAGGAACAAGCAUUAUCCCUUCUACCCGUACUCUGCCAUCUUCUGGAUGUCUCUCACACGAAAUGGACUCGACGACCCGACUUUAUUCAAUCUUGCCAAUUCACUCUUUCAUCCAUCCAAGACGUCUUAUUUCACAAGAUGGUCACACGAGCUUGUAAGCACUCUUAUGGGCCGCGACAGUGGUAGCCUUUAUGGACGGACCAAGACGGAUGUGAGAAUAAGUUUUGGAAGAUUUCGUGAAUCUAGGAGUCUACGUUCAAGCCCAGACCAACACAUAGCAUGGGAUCAGCGGAUUCUCAACGCUGGUUUUAGGCCGCUCCACAUGGCGGCAUGGCUCAACAUUCCAGAGAUAUGCAGUUCCCUCGUCAGUCAAGGAGUCGCGGUAAACUCUCGAUGGGACAACAUCAGACCUGUCGACCUCGCAUUCUCUUCGGUAUUUGUUUUCGAUAAGGAUUUUACUGGUCUUUCUGAGGUAUACAGGCUCAUUUCACUCACUGAUUUCCUCCCAGUGAGUAGACGGAGAAACCUAACUAUCAAGAGUCUCAUUCGACAAGGGGCCAGGCCAUCUAACGACCUUCUCGGUCCAGAGGGGUAUUCCGUCUCGUUGACUACCACUGAAAUCGCACUUUUCCUCCAAGAUGUCACUCCAAUCUCCUACCUACUGUCUUUAGGGGUUGUCCCUGAUGAGAGGGAGCUUUCCUUCUUCAGCGAAUGCUUCCGCAAAAUGGAUCGCACCAAUGCUGAGGCAAAGUCGUCAAUGCUCUCACUCUUGAGAUACCUUGCUUCAGAAUUGGUUUGUACCGAGAAGUGGGCGAAAGAGCUUGGCUCUGAAGUGUCUCGCUGGUGCAUGGACGCAAAGCUCUCAUUCUCUGAGCAUGACCACAUUUUCGACACUCAGCUGUUGACGACCAGAGAUGUUUUGCUGGCACGAAUGAUGCAGGCUGUUGUCGACGACGACGUCGAAUUGGUUAAGCGCUACCUUGCUAUCGGUGAAAUCGACGUGGUUGAAUGUCGCCAUGAUGGUGGAACACUUCUGCACCUGGCAGCCAGGAAUGACGCUUGCGACGUCUUCGAACUCCUUAUUGCCGCUGGUUGUGAUCCUUACUGUGAGGAUGUCAAUGGUAGCUUGCCUAUUCACGUACAUCACUCCAAGUCUGGCAUUCGGUUCUAUGAGACUUUGAAGAGGCUCGGCAUCUCUCUUUCGAACCUAGACGCAAGGGGAAUGACAGCCUGGCACCAUCUGGCCCAGGCCCGCAACAUUGACAAGGUGCUCUUUUGUAAACUAAUUCAGCUCGAUCGUGAAGGCACGGCCCGCGCCCUUCGGACAAGGACGCUUGCUGAUGAGACGCUGCUCUCAAUCGUGUUGCGGCCAAAACCUCUCGACAUAUUAGGGAUCGAUUCAUGGGACUCUUCAGAAGAAGAAGAAGACGAUGAUGAAGACUCUCAAUCAGAUGAGUCCGCUAUUACAAGCUAUAACUCGUCUGAUUCAGAGAAUGAUUGGUUCGGUUCAUCCACCACCAAUUCGUCGACUAUUUCAUCCAGACAUAGACAUGACAUGAAGCGAGAGAAGGACAAGAGGGAACGUGUAUUCUUCUCCCUCCUGGACAUAUGCUCGGAACUCCCCGAUUUCUGGUCGAACCACGGCCCAAUCAUGGGCGCAGCGGCCAGCCUUGGCUCUGGGAACGUUGUGCGUCGUCUUCUUGAGGUAGGCGCUGAGUUUGAGCCCGCCGUUGAGGGGGCCCAAACACCGCUGCAUGAGCUAUCACCCCUGAUGCCACUGCAGGAGGCUCAGAUUCUAUUGGAUGCAUAUCACUACUCGGUUGAGUACAAAUUCCAAGGCCAGUUGCCAGUCGAGAUGUACAUCAGGAAUGCGCUGAGGGAAUGGCUGGCCCCAAACGCUGAGGUCAUCAAGAUCUUGACACCCCCAGGCGUGCUUCGCAACCAAGAUGCCGAGGGGGAAACGCUCUGGGAAUUCUUCUGUCGUCUGCCAAGCCAGAUCAGCCCAAAAGGGCGCCAAAAGGUAUUGACAAAGCCGAUGGACAAUGUUGUGAUGACCAUGGUUGGACUCGGGGCGAUGCAAGUCUACGAGGAACGGAACCAAGUUUGUGGUAUCACUCUGGCCUUCGAUAUGAUUUCCCGAAAAGAACGGAAGACCUGGACUGGGCCAUGUUUUAUCGCCGUCGACACGGUUCACGAGAUGUUGCGACAAACCCAGUACUGGGCGUCAGCCAGAAACUCACACUCGGUGCAGCAAUUCCUCAAGAUGGCCAUCUGUAGCGGCGAAUUGCAGAUGGUGGAACUCCUUCUGAAGCACGAAGUCGACAUCCAUCACUGGACCAUGGGUUCUUCGCCUAUCGAGGAAGCCUGCUGUCCUUCUUACCGUCGUAAGAUUAAGAAAGAAAAGCCCAUGCUGCAGCUCCUCCUUGACCACUGCAAGAGCAACAAGCUCAACCAUGCGUCCCCUAAUGAUGGUCUUGGACUUCUUCAUACGCUCGCCCUACGGUUAAGCGAAACCAACACUGUCUGGUUAAUGGAAUCUCUCAUCCAACGAGGCGCUAACAUCAACGCUUUGACUCGUGAUAAAAGGGCAAUGUCUGUGAUUGCUUAUCACCUAGAGGAGGAUUCACUGCCAUGCGUCGAGUUGCUCCUAAGGCAAGGAGCCGAUCCGUGCCUUGGAGGUCGACCCGAGUCUCGGACAGCCCUCUCCGUAGCGCUCAGAUCAGAUAAUGUGGGAUUUCUGCGGCAGGUGUUGUCUCACAGUGCACAGACAUCGUCUAUCACUGACUGGGGGAAGUCGAUGGAUAUUUCUGUGAAGGCGCGGGGGCGAGGAAAAAUAUUCCUCGAAAAGGCGAAUGCACUGCACUUUGCCUCAGCCAAUGACAGCCUAGCUUGUUUGAGGUUCCUCCUCGAUGACAAUCUCAUCAAGAUCAAAGAUUCCAGGUCAAGAGAGGGCUGGACUCCACUACAUGUCAGCGCUUAUAUGGGACUUACCGGGAUAACAGAGCUCCUCAUCUCCAAAGGAUUCCAUGUUAUGGCGGAGAACAAAGUUGGCCAGACACCCUUGCACCUGGCUGUCUGUGGAGCUGGCGUUUCUGUUGCUGAGGUCUUGCGCAAACACGGAGCAUCCGAGUCAUUGGAUGACUUUGGAAAGCGCCCGAGAGACUAUGCCCAAGAGCGGAAUCUGGUUGAAUUCGUCCAGUUUUUCGAGACCUGGCAGGACGAGGUAGGCGACAGAGGGUCUCUAUCCCCCAAACACCAUAAGCGCCUGGCAGCAGAACUUGGACGGGCUAUCCAAGCCGGUGAUAAGAAGAAUUGCCAGAAUGUUGUCUCCAAGGGCUGUCCAAUCGAUGUGAUCAUGCCGAGGACUGGUGGAUGCACCCCUUUGAUGCUGGCGCUGAAGCGAGGCAAGUUGGAGAUUGCACAAUGGUUCCUGAACGAGGGCGCAAGUACGUUGAAGUCGGCCCAGUACUCGAGCGGGGGUGUAAAGAGCAUCAUUGAGGCUGCGGCUGCACAGCCAAACUUCAACUGGCUUCUGAGCCCCAUUGUCGAGUCUUACUACAAGUGUGGCGGAGACUUAGUCGGCGGUUUUGACUUUCCUCUUCAUCAUGCCGUGUGGUCUGGUAACUCUGAAGGGAUUAAGAUUAUAAUGAAGGCUUGGGAGAAGCUUGAGCGUGCUGCUAAGCUGAAGCCGUACACUGACUCGACUUGUCAGCAAAUCCUCCAAACUAUCGUGAAUCGCCGACUACAGGCAAGAUUUCUCUUUAUGCACACUAGCGGCUACGGACAGCGGUCUCGCAUGGUAACAGCGCUGCAUGUCGCCUCGUGGAAAGGAAACAAAGCGGCCGCUUCAAUCCUCGUUGAACAUGGCGCCGAUGUCGACUGCGUUGACUGCAACGGAUGGACGCCCCUAAUUUACGCGACGACCGUCGACAUGGUAGCGCACCUCAUCAGCUUGGGCGCUUCACCGGCCAUGAUCUGCAGAACAGGUACUCUCCCUUGGCUGAUGGUUUCGUCUGGAACGGAGGAACUUCCCCUCGGCCUAAUCUCCAAGCUGCCAAGGCAGUUGAUUCUUAACCCAUAUCGUCCAGUGCAUUGUGACGAUAUACCCAUUACUCCCCGCGGCCUCACUGCGCUGAGACAGCUGGGGUGCGACUUGGUUCUGAAGGACGAGUGCGGCCGGUGUCUAAUGCACUGCAUUAUCUGCAAGAACGAAACAUCACAACUCGUGCUGGAGGACAACUUUGGGCUAUCUGGAACAAGCCCAUUUCCUUGGCACCUGGAUUGGUAUCCUUUCAGCAAGAUGGCCUUUCUAUCAACAAGGUUCCGCCACUUUCAGCGACGAGUCCCUCGGGAGACCUUUCAGACAAUAUUGAACCUCGAGCCACAGCGCGGAUGGAGUCCUCUAUGUCGUGCAGCAGCGCUGAACUGUGUUGAUGUAAUGGAAAACUGCCUGGAAAUGGGGGCCAGGCUCGACUAUGAAGGAUGCUCCCUGGGCUCCGCCCUCAUGCUUGCGAGUGCCUGCGGCAGCCUCGAAGCUGCCAAGUUACUCGUGCACCGAGGCGCCUCAGUCUACUACUUUGGAAAGAACGGUGUCACGAGUUGCCUCACGCUUGCAGGGACUGAAGCCGUCAGAGCUUGGCUUCUAUCUGGCCGGUUCAUGGAUCAGCAGCGGAUCACGGCCGAGGGAGGGGGUAGAGAAGAUGCAAUCAAGCCGUGGAGUGGGUUUGCUUCAGCUCGUGUGAAGAUCUACGGGAAGAUGGAGAGAAACCAAUCAGAGUCCAUGUUGGACUAUGCAAAGAAGCUGGCGCGGAUGAAAAAGAAGUUCAGGGGUCAACUUGUUCGCGCUAAUGAGGUUUCAUUGUCUAAAGAUACUGGGGUAGUUCUUUAG